Messenger RNA from Leptomonas pyrrhocoris, 951 nucleotides. RefSeq lists its product as hypothetical. The coding region runs from base 91 to 951 and encodes 286 amino acids. The transcript has a single exon. NCBI's taxonomy places the organism in Eukaryota, Euglenozoa, Kinetoplastea, Trypanosomatida, Trypanosomatidae. The record is from RefSeq and is a predicted model, not a curated record.
GCAUGCACGUGGUUCCUCACUCAACGCAUAAGUCGCACCCAUAUAUAUUCAUAUUACUUGUAAUUGUUUCACACACACACACACACACAAAUGUCUUCCAUCCUUCCCGACACCGCGCCACCAGAUUACAACAGCGCCGCCCUUCGCAGUGGCGGCGGUGGUGGUGUCCUCCCCCACGGCGGACGUGCGGCGCGUGCCCCGAUGGACCGCGGCGUCAAGCGGGCCACCGAGUGCCCGUGCGCGGUGCGGCUCUACCACCUCGCCGGUAACGACGUGGCGGCCCGCAGUGAGUACUGCAGUGUGGUGCUGGGGGCUCCCUCCGUUGGCAUCAGCGAGGCCGUGCGCACAGGAGUGCUGCCCAGCAGUUCCUCCAUCACCCCCUCAACGGCAACCGCAGCAUCUACACCCGCCGAUGCGCAGGCCACGGCAGCUUCGCAGGAGGAUAACAAGCGUGUCCACGCAGCGUCCGCCCUGUCGUCCUCUCCCGCUGUGGCACGGCCAGUUGCGGUGCAGCUGGCGUGGGGUGACACGACGGUGUGGGAGGUGGCGCACACGGCUCUGCGUGCUGUGCGUGCUGACGUCGAUGCCGCCUACGACGCCGAGCGCCGUCAACAGGCCCAAAAAGUCAAAGAAAGCAUUCGCGAACGACACCCAUCGAAUAAGGCGGAGAGACCUGCCGAGGCGGACAACGAAGAAGACGAGGAGGAGCCGGCGCCCUACUCCACUCCACUGCACCGCUACGUGGUGGAGUUGCUCACCGGCUCGGUGAACUCGCUCGGGCAGGCGUCAAUCAUACCUCUUUGCACGGUGACGUGCCGUCUGGCACUUCCAGGGCACACGGGUCUGCUGCCAGUGCGGCGGAACAGCGCGGUCGACUACAACACCGCUCUCUAUGAGCUGGCGUACAACCUUGGCGAUCCGGUGUUUGUGACGUGCACCAGGGCACUUUAA